Molecule: messenger RNA, 1946 nt
Organism: Pseudo-nitzschia multistriata
Lineage: Eukaryota; Bacillariophyta; Bacillariophyceae; Bacillariales; Bacillariaceae
Source: the annotation of a GenBank genome assembly
CGCAACAGAGCGAUUGAUACCAUCCGCAAUCUAGGACUUCCUUCAAACGGAACCAAACCAAGGCAGCCAUGUCUUCGGAAACCCCGCACAUCCGUGGAAGCGAUGGUGGGAACGAAACGCCGUCUUUGCCGUGUACGAAUAAGAGUGCAGCUGCGAACGUGACCAUCGGACAACAAUCGCAGCCGCAGACCAAGACCGACCCUGUUGCCUCCCAGCAGCAACAGCAACUUUAUCCAAAACCCCAUCCAACCAUGCCAUCUCCGCUGUAUUCCAACUUUGCUAGCAGCAGCAGCAACAACAACAACGGCCUGCCCAGAGCCAACAGAAGCAGCCAGAUCUCCGCAAGCCCGGCCUCGGGCACUGCUUCUCACUGCCCGAGCACCAGCAAUUUACAUCCCCGCUUCACCAAAGGCGAGGGCGUUCCGGAGCCGAGGCCGACCGAUGUGAUCUGCGGCCGGGGAAAGAUGACGGCCUCUCACCCGGCCAACCGACGGUUUCGGGAGCUGGUGGAUUCCCACAAGGCCUCCUACCAGAAUUCCAAGCGACGGGACGAAAAGACGAGGAUCACCUGCGAGCUGGUGGACAAGCUCCGGGGGGAGGGGAGGUGCGUUCCUGCUGCUUGUGCUUCGUUGUGUUGUGUCAUAUGGUGGUGUACUGUAUAGCAUAGCGCAAAAUACUCUAUUGCUUCUUGGCCUUUGUUCUGACCGUGCUAUUUUCCUUUUUGGUUUGCAGGUUUGUCUUGUUCGAUCCCCACACUAAGCUGUGGUACGAGGUAUCGGAAGAGUAUGCACGGGAAAAGGUGUCCCAUUCGCUGCGGAGUCGCUCMUCGAGCGACCAUCGCACCAUAAGCAAUACCGGUACUUCAAGUAGCAACGUCCCACAAAAGGUGCCAGGUAGCAACGGCAACAACGACAGCAACACUGCUGUAGCCAUCGCCCCCAGAUCAGAAGGAACAUCCAUCGGGAACAGCUCCUCUCCGGCAAUUUCUGUUCCCGUCACUUCAAAGAAUCCAGCUUCCACUAGCAGCAGCAGCGAUGCCAUCAAUUACAACCAGUUCGUUCCCAAUUCUGGCGUUGGCACCGUAACAAAGAAAAAUGCUUCCAGCACCAGCGGUGGAAGCCUCUCAGGCAAAUCAAAAACCACCGGGGGCAAAAAGAAAACAAAGACCAUCCCGCACAAGACCACCCACUCGAGCAGCAGAAGCCUCAAGGCCUCCAAGAAUUCUCUCGUGAGCCCCGACCUGGACGAGAUCGUCAAGCGCCUCAUCUGCGACCAGCAGGAGCUCCUGCGGGGGAUGAUACAGAAGGAAACGGAGCGCUUCACCUCGGCGGCGGCCAUGGGGCCACCCCCACGGCCCAUGCCACUCUCGUUCCGGGCCGAGGCAUCGGCGGUCUCGACGCUAACGGCCUCCCUGCCCAAGAUGGGGACCGCUGCGGCCCCGCCGGACUACCGGCCCCAAGCCGGCGGGAGCCACGCCGGCACCGACCCCGCAUCCGUCGGUGACGCAUCCAAGGCGACGGCGCCCCCGAACGCCGCCGUCGCACCCGCGGGAUCCGUGGGGGUUGGUUCGUCGGACGGCACCAAGGAGGCGCAGCGAGCGGCCGCCGGUGCACCCUCGGCGACGGCCUACGGAAGAUUGCUCGUGCAGAACUGAAUCCAUUCGAUUCGAAUCGAAUCGAAUCACACGAAAUCGCAUCGAAUCUAACGCUUCGCUGCACCAUCCACUAGGGAGCAAAACCAAGAGGUGCGACCAGUUCGACAGAUUUUGAGAAAACAUUGAUCAGAACCUUCAACGACAAACAUUCAUGUUCUGUCACUUAGAACAAAGUAUUCCAUCUGUCAGGAAAAAGCUGAAGACAGCGAUGAAGUAGUACCAAAGGAGAAGGUAUUUCUUGUGUUUCCUUCAACUAUGAUUCUCAAUCACCAAAUAAAAUCAAAAUCGACUA